GAUCGACAUGCGAGACGGGCAGCCGCAGUGCCACAGCAAAGCUACUCGCAGUCGGACGCAAACAUGAAUCCCAUGGGGGGCAACAACAGCAUUACGGUCAUGUUCCUGGUGAUCCUCGGCCUCGUUAGCCUGGUUAGCCUGGCCAGCUCGCUGCCCAUGACUCCCGAACAGGAGCUGAAAGAUGAGCAGGAGCCGUUGGGUCAGCAGCAGCAGCAGCAGCAACAACAUCAUCGCAUGGUGAAGAGCGAAGCGGAGUCGGAGUUCGUCGGCAGAAUUGCGCCACGCAAUGAGCACAAUCCGGAGGAGGAACAGGAAUACAAUACCGUCACAUUGGUGGAGCAGCUGGAGGCCGCCGGCGUGCAGCUAGGCGAUCGACGGGAUCUGCGCAAGCUCACCUACACGGAGCUGGCCCGCGUACUGGCCCUAUGGCAUCUGUCCCAGAAUCGCAAUAUCUACAAUGCCAAAGGACCGGAGGAGCAGCCCAGUCAGGCCAUCGAUGCGCGUUAGUUUAGUUGCUUAA
Molecule: messenger RNA, 520 nt
Organism: Drosophila teissieri
Lineage: Eukaryota; Metazoa; Arthropoda; Insecta; Diptera; Drosophilidae
Exons: 1
Coding region: 64-507 (147 amino acids)
Source: RefSeq, a predicted model, not a curated record